AUGUCCUACGCCAACGUUGCUGCGCACAAUGCACCGCCCGCCGCUCUCCAGCCGCAGCCCGACCCCGCACUGCUCACGACCCCCGCGGACAUCGCACACGACGAGGUCGCGGACGAUACCGGCAAAGUGAACGUCGUCCCCCACGACUUUAAGGAGAACCCGACGACCGUGACCAGCGAGGCGACCGACUCUGCACAUAUCCCGCCGCCGGCACCGCCCGUGACCGUGAAAGGUCCCGCGCCGGUCCACCCCACCAAGAAGGAGAAGGCAAAGGGCAAGUUCGAGAAGGCCGAGGACGAGGCGAAGAAGAAGUUCUACGAGGCCGAGGAGGAGGGGAUCUACCUUUACCACAAGGCCAAGGACGUUAUCCUGCGCCCGCACGUUGCCGGCGGACUUAUCGGCGUUGUGAACCUCGGUCUCAUCGCUGCUGGUGGAUACUUGCUCUACAGUGAGCCCCGCUACAGGCGGGACGCACGCGCACUUGGCGCCGCAGCCGUGGGCUCGCUCGCUCUCUUCGGCGCGGAAGGUGCUCUCGCAGAAUCGUACCUCCAGACCCCAGAAGGCCAAGAGGACAAGCGCCGUGCUCUUGCUGAGGGAUCGUACCUUUACAAGACCGGUCGUGAACACGUCUUGCGUCCGGGUGUUCUCGGUGGUCUUGUCGGUGUCGUGAACCUCGGCGUCAUCGGCGCGCUUGGUUAUGUUGCGUACGACAACUGGAACAAGCCGCAUUGGGACAGGAGGACUGUCAGCGCCAUUAGCGCUGGUUUGAUUGCUCUUUGGGGCGGUGAAGGCUACCUUGCGUCGCGCCGCGACGUUCAAGAGAAGUUCCAGUCAUGA
This is a messenger RNA of Peniophora sp. CBMAI 1063, 837 nucleotides long. The record is from the annotation of a GenBank genome assembly. Lineage: Eukaryota; Fungi; Basidiomycota; Agaricomycetes; Russulales; Peniophoraceae.